UCAUGCAAGGCGCGACGCUAAUCCAUGUCCAUCACGCGGUGAGUGUGUGAAGUCUGAAAUCAACGUGACAUCGUGCUCAUUUUAAAUCAUGAAAGAAAAAAGCGUGAGUUCCAGUCGAAAGAAACCAAGAGGCGCUCUGAUAAAAGGCAGCGCUGACCCAGUUAAAUGCUUCGAGAAAUGGAAGAAGAAGAACAUGAAAGGCAGAGCUCGAGUGAAACAGACCAGAGCGCAGAAGAAGAAACCCGAGUGGCAGCUGGAAAAAGAAUACAUCGAAAGUCUGGUGAACAGGUAUGGUGAGAUCAACACCAAGGACGUUCUCAAGUUUUCGGAUUUCCCGAUCUCGAAGAAGACCCUGCUGGGUCUGCAGGAGGCUCAGUACCGCCAGCCUACGGAGAUCCAGAGGCAGACAAUCGGCUUCGCUCUGCGGGGCAGAGAUGUUCUUGGUGCGGCGAAGACUGGUUCCGGAAAGACCUUAGCCUUCCUCAUUCCGGUACUGGAGUGUCUGUACCGCCAACAGUGGAGCUCAAUGGACGGCCUCGGAGCCCUCAUAAUAUCACCAACCAGAGAACUCGCUUACCAAACCUUCGAAGUUCUCCGCAAAGUGGGCAAGAAUCACGAGUUCUCUGCGGGGCUUGUAAUCGGGGGUAAGGACCUGAAGAGCGAGUCAGAGCGGAUCUGCCGCACCAACAUCGUGAUAUGCACCCCGGGCCGGCUGCUGCAGCACAUGGACGAGACAGCCACCUUCCAUGCUAGCAGCCUGCAUAUGCUUGUCCUCGACGAGGCGGACCGCAUCCUGGACAUGGGAUUUUCAGACACGCUCAACGCCAUAGUGGAGAACCUGCCCAAGUGCCGACAGACCCUGUUGUUUUCUGCCACACAGACAAAAAGUGUGAAAGAUCUGGCCCGCCUUAGUCUCAAAGAUCCAGAGUACCUGUGGGUUCAUGAGAAAGCCAAGUUCAGCACACCGGCCACCUUGGAACAAAACUAUAUGGUGUGCGAGUUGCACCACAAGGUCAACAUGCUUUACUCGUUUAUCAGAAGCCACCUGAAGAAAAAGGUCAUUGUGUUCUUUGCUUCCUGCAAGGAGGUCCAGUACCUGUUUCGAGCCUUCUGUCGACUAAGACCUGGGAUUACUAUCCUGGCCUUGCAUGGCAAGCAGCAGCAAAUGAAGAGGGUGGAGGUCUACAACAAUUUCGUCAAGAAGCAGAGCGCUGUUCUGUUUGCCACAGAUAUUGCUGCAAGAGGUCUGGACUUUCCUGAUGUCCAUUGGGUCCUGCAGUUUGACUGUCCAGAGAAUGCAGACACCUACAUCCACAGGGUAGGCCGCACGGCAAGGUACAAGGAGGAUGGAGAGGCUCUGCUGCUUCUGCUCCCCUCUGAGGAAAAGGGGAUGUUGGCCCAGCUGCAGGAGAAGAAGGUUCCCAUCAAUCAGAUACAAGUGAAUCCAGAAAAAGUGCAGUGUGUGCAGCAGAAGCUUGAGGCCUUCCUAGCCCAGGAGAUGGAGCAGAAAGAGAGAGCCCAGAGAUGCUUUGUUUCCUACCUGCGUUCGGUGUAUCUGAUGAAAAACAAAGAGGUGUUUGACAUUUUUAAACUGCAGAUUAAGGAUUACGCUCUAUCCCUGGGCCUCGCUGUGGCCCCCAGGGUGCGCUUCCUCAGUAAAGCACAGGCACAGAGAGCAGAUGAGGAGCAGUAUAAUAGAGAGGAAGUACUCUGGAGUGUUAAGGGCCAGGUGCGACAGAAGCUGCCACUGGAUUGUGAAGUUGUUAAAUGUGACACAGAAAAAAAUGUAGACAAGUCCUUAACAGCACUUCUAGGUGACAACAGUGGAGAUCAGGAUGAUCUUCGGGACUUAGAACUGCUUACAGUCAAAAGAAAGGAUGUCUUUAAUCUGACAGGCGACCCAGAGUGGGCAGAGGACCCUUUCCAGGGCCUAAAAAACAAUGCAGGUAAAGAAACAAAGUACAAAGAGGCCAAAAAACUCCAAAGGAGAAACUUCCAAGUCAACACCAAAGUGACAUUUAAUGAAGAAGGAGAGGCUUUGCAGCUCUGGCCCCCAGUGCAGCAACCAGUAGCUGGCGAGGAUGGCAAUGUUUUAGGCAUCAAUGUGGAAAAGGCCAAAGAGAGGCUGAGACAUGAGGACCAGGAGUUUGACAAGAAAGAGUACAGACGCAAGGUUCAAGCCAAACACAGAGAGAAGAGGCUCAAGGCCAAAGAGGCCAGGAGGGAGGCAAGUGACCGGCGAUGCAGGUCUGAUGUGGAGAAUGAAGUUGUGGCACACCUGGUCAGCCACAGCGAGGGCGACUUUGACUCUAGCACCCUGCCAGACCCUGAUCAGUUGCACUUGUCAGAAGACGAGGAGGAGGGGUACAAUAAAAGACAACACAGCAGUGAUGACGAAGUGGAGGAGCUUUCAGCAGUCAAGAGGAAGAAAGGAAAGCAGCUGGAUAUUGAGCACACAGGCCUGGAUACCGGCCUCUCUCUGGCUGAAGAUGAGGAACUGGUCUUACAUUUGCUGGGUGGACGAAUGUAGAGAUGGACAACCAGAGACUGAAAUAUCUAUCUGACUGAAAACACAUUUAAUGAUUGAAUUUAGUGCUGAUCUGAACACAUUAUUGUUACAGAGAAAAGUAUCAAUUUAAUGGACUAGUCUGAUGUUUUGGUACAGCUGUCUUAGAGUACUUAGAGAAAUACAAUUUUGAUGUUUAUCUGGUUAACCUGACGUUUAUCAUGACGUUUUAUGACUGGGUCAUAAACAUGGCAUAUGUUUUAAAUGGUAACCAGCAGUUUAGGUUUAUGCUAAUUUCUUUUUCCAUAACAGGAGUUUCUCCCAAUGUAAUAAAAUAACAAAUCAUGGUUAGUCCCAAUAUUCCUUGACAUUUUUUCCUUAUUGAUUCCUGUUUAGCUUUCAACGCUGGCUAUUGUUAAAAGCUGGUUUUUUCAUUUAAAUUCAAUAAAUCUAUAAAUGAUACACAA
This is a messenger RNA of Girardinichthys multiradiatus, 2973 nucleotides long. It is a transcript of the gene ddx10, whose product is annotated as DEAD (Asp-Glu-Ala-Asp) box polypeptide 10. The transcript has 2 exons. NCBI's taxonomy places the organism in Eukaryota, Metazoa, Chordata, Actinopteri, Cyprinodontiformes, Goodeidae. Gene Ontology annotation, molecular function: ATP binding; RNA helicase activity; nucleic acid binding. The coding region runs from base 89 to 2530 and encodes 813 amino acids. Gene Ontology annotation, cellular component: nucleus. Gene Ontology annotation, biological process: rRNA processing. The record is from RefSeq and is a predicted model, not a curated record.